AUGCUCACAACAAACGCAGACUUGCAGAAGAAUUUCCGCAGCAUAAGCAAGUGCAUCCGCAACAUGAGCAGAGCGCAGCUUCGCAGGGUUGUCCCAGCAGGAAAGGUGCUCAAGUAUUCAUAUGGAAAGAAACAGAGAAGUUUUGGGUCCGUUGACUGCUUCAAUGCAAUGACAUCGAGGAUGAAUGGGUCAAUUUUGUGCAAUUACAGUGCAUUUACGAUUUGUUUGCAAACAAGUAGGACCUCUGUCAUCCUGUGGAUCCCCAAGCAUGUGUAG
Messenger RNA from Mycena citricolor, 276 nucleotides. Lineage: Eukaryota; Fungi; Basidiomycota; Agaricomycetes; Agaricales; Mycenaceae. The record is from the annotation of a GenBank genome assembly.